GGCCGCUGUCAGCUGGUGCGGCCCGCGGGACCCUCCCGUUGGCGCGCACACGCUCCCGGGACCCCCGCGCGGGGACAGCCGCGUCGUGCAUCGGCGUGACGCCUGAGAAAGUCCACCAUGGAGUUAGCACACAGUUUGUUGCUGAACGAGGAAGCUCUGGCUCAAAUCACAGAAGCAAAGAGACCCGUGUUUAUCUUUGAAUGGUUGCGCUUUCUUGACAAAGUCUUGGUUGCUGCCAACAAGACGGAUGUGAAGGAAAAACAGAAAAAACUCGUGGAGCAGUUGACGGGGUUGAUCAGCAGCUCCCCGGGCCCGCCCACCCGGAACCUCCUGGCUAAGAACCUCGCGGCCCUGUACAGCAUCGGGGACACCUUCACCGUCUUCCAGACGCUCGACAAGUGCAACGACAUCAUCCGGAACAAAGAUGACACGGCGGCUUACCUGCCUACGAAACUGGCCGCGGUGGCGUGCGUGGGCGCGUUCUAUGAGAAGAUGGGGAGGAUGUUAGGCAGCGCCUUUCCAGAAACGGUCAACAACCUUCUGAAAGCUCUGAAAAGCGCAGAGUCUCAAGGACGGAGUGAAAUCUUAAUGAGCCUGCAGAAAGUUCUGGAUGGACUGGGGGGCGCCGCCGCGUCCUCCCACCGCGACAUCUACAAGAAUGCCAGGUCCCUGCUGACCGACAGGUCCAUGGCUGUGCGCUGUGCCGUCGCCAAGUGCCUGCUGGAGCUGCAGAACGAAGCCGUGUUCAUGUGGGCCGCCGAGCUGGAGAACAUCGCCACGCUCUGCUUCAAGGCGCUGGAGAACUCCAACUACGGCGUCCGGGUGGCCGUGGCCAAGCUCCUGGGCACCGUCAUGGCGACCGCGCUGAUGCCCAAGCAAGCCACAGUCAUGCGCCAGAACGUGAAGCGAGCGACCUUCGACGAAGUCCUGGAGCUCAUGGCCACGGGCUUCCUCCGGGGAGGCUCCGGCUUCCUGAAGAGCGGCGGGGAGAUGCUGAAGGUCGGGGGCUCCGUCAACCGGGAAGUGAGGGUCGGCGUCACCCAGGCGUAUGUCGUCUUCGUGACGGCCCUGGGCGGCCAGUGGCUGGAGCGCAGCUUCGCCGCCUUCCUGUCGCACGUGCUGGACCUGGUGUCCCACCCUCGGGCCACGCAGACCCACGUGGAGGCCGUGUACUCGCGGCGCUGCGUCUCCUUCAUCCUGCGAGCCACCGUGGGCAGUCUGCUCGGCGAGAAGGCCCAGAUCGCGGCCGCCAAGGAGGUCUGCCAGGCCAUCGGGAAGCAGAUGAAGGCCGUGGAGACGGUGAUGAGCGACACCAGCGGCGAGAACAAGUCGGGAGCGGCGGACGUGGCGGCCAGCCAGCACGUGAUGGUGUGCGCGCUGCAGGAGCUGGGCAGCCUGGUGCAGGGCCUGAGCGCCAGCGCGGCGCCCCUCAUCCAGGAGACGUCCAUCGGCCUCCUGGAGACAGUGACGUCGGUGCUCCUGCACCCCAGCAUGGCCGCCCGGCUGGCCGCCGCCUGGUGCCUGCGCUGCGUGGCCGUGGCCCUGCCGUUCCAGCUGACCCCCUUCCUGGACAGGUGUGCCGAGCGCCUCAACAGCCUGAAAAGCUCCCCGGAAGCCGUCAGCGGCUACAGCUUCGCCAUGGCCGCUCUGCUGGGCGGUGUGCACCAGUGCCCGCUGGGCAUCCCGCACGCCAAGGGAAAGACGGUGGUGAGCAUCGCCGAGGACCUCCUGCGGACGGCGGCCCAGAACAGCCGGCUGUCCCUGCAGCGCACCCAGGCCGGCUGGCUGCUGCUUGGCGCGCUCAUGACCCUCGGGCCGUCCGUGGUGCGCUACCACCUGCCCAAGAUGCUGCUGCUGUGGCGAAACGUCUUCCCGCGCUCCCUGAAGGAGCUGGAGGCCGAGAAGGCGCGGGGCGACUCCUUCACCUGGCAGGUGACGCUGGAGGGCCGCGCAGGAGCACUCUGUGCCAUGAGGAGCUUUGUUGCGCAUUGCCCCGAACUCCUGACCGAGGACGUCAUCCGGAAGCUGAUGACCCCCAUCGAGUGUGCCAUGACGAUGAUGUCCCACAUCCCGUCCGUCAUCAAGGCCCACGGGGCGCACCUGAAGGCCAGCGCCGCCAUGGUCCGCCUCCGCCUCUACGACAUCCUGGCGCUGCUGCCGCCCAAGACUUACGAAGGUUCCUUCCACGCCCUCCUCCGAGAGCUGGUCGCUGAGUUCACGCUGACGGACAAUUCAGCCAACACCACCACGUCCCUCCUGAGGUCCCUGUGCCACUACGACGACAGCGUGCUACUGGGCUCCUGGCUGCAGGAGACUGACCACAAGUCCAUCGAGGACCAGCUGCAGCCCAACAGUGCGUCGGGCAGUGGGGCACUGGAGCACGACCCCUCAUCCAUCUACCUGCGCAUCCCUGCCGGGGAGGCCGUGCCGGGGCCGCUGCCGCUGGGCGUGUCCGUCAUCGACGCCUCCGUGGCCCUGUUCGGCGUGGUGUUUCCCCACGUCUCCUACAAACACCGCUUACAGAUGCUGGACCACUUUGCCGAGUGCGUGAAGCAGGCCAAGGGCGUCCGGCAGCAGGCCGUGCAGCUGAACAUCUUCACCGCGGUGCUCAGCGCGCUCAAGGGCUUAGCCGAAAACAAAAGCACACUGGGUCCCGAGGAGGUCCGCAAGUCGGCCCUGACGCUGGUCAUGGGCGCCCUGGACAACCCCAACCCCAUCCUGCGCUGCGCGGCCGGCGAGGCCCUGGGGAGGAUGGCGCAGGUGGUGGGCGAGGCCUCCUUCAUCGCCAGGAUGGCCCAGUACAGCUUUGACAAGUUGAAGUCGGCCCGCGACGUCGUGUCCAGGACGGGCCACUCCCUGGCUCUGGGCUGCCUGCACCGCUACGUCGGGGGCAUCGGCUCGGGGCAGCACCUGAAGACCAGCGUCAGCAUCUUACUGGCGCUGGCGCAGGAUGGAACCUCCUCCGAAGUCCAGACCUGGUCCCUGCACUCGCUCGCCCUGAUAGUGGACUCCAGCGGCCCCAUGUACCGCGGCUACGUGGAGCCCACCCUGUCGCUGGUCCUCACCUUGCUGCUGACCGUCCCGCCCUCGCACACCGAAGUCCACCAGUGUCUGGGCCGCUGCCUGGGCGCCAUCAUCACCACCGUGGGCCCCGAGCUUCAGGGGACGGGCGCAACCAUCUCCACCAUCCGCUCCUCGUGCCUGGUGGGCUGCGCCAUCACGCAGGACCACUCGGACUCGCUCGUGCAGGCCGCGGCCAUCUCCUGCCUCCAGCAGCUGCACAUGUUCGCGCCACGGCACGUCAACCUGUCCAGCCUCGUGCCCAGCCUCUGCGUGCACCUGUGCAGUUCCCACCUGCUGCUGCGCCGGGCGGCUGUGGCGUGUCUCCGGCAGCUGGCACAGCGGGAAGCCGCCGAGGUCUGCGAAUACGCCAUGAGCCUCGCCCGACACUCGGGGGACAAGGAGAGCAGCGGGGCCAGUGUCGGCGCCUUCGCGCCUGGACUCGGUUCUCGGAGCGACGCGCACUGCCGGCAUGUGGGCGUCAACAUCACGGAGACGGGGCUCGAGGGGCUCCUCUUCGGGAUGCUGGACCGGGAGACGGACCGGAAGCUGUGCUCGGACAUCCACGACACGCUGGGCCACAUGCUGUCGUCGCUGGCCGUGGGCAAGCUGGCCCACUGGCUCCUGCUCUGCAAGGACGUGCUGGCCGCCUCCAGCGAUGUGAGUACGGCCGCGCCCCUGGGCGGCGGGAAGGACGAGGAGGCCGAGAAGAAGGACGAGAUGGACGACGACUCCAUGUUCACGACGCUCGGGGAGGACGACAAGGCCAAGCCCUCGGUGGCGCCGCGCUGGGCCACGCGGGUGUUCGCCGCCGACUGCCUGUGCCGCGUCACCCACCUGUGCGAGGGCGCCCACCCCGCGCACUUCGACCUGGCCCUGGCGCGCGCCGCCAAGCUGCGGGAGCCGGCCAACGACUUCCUGGUGCUGCACCUCUCCGACCUGAUCCGCAUGGCCUUCAUGGCGGCCACCGACCACAGCAGCCAGCUCCGCAUGGCCGGCCUGCAGGCGCUCGAGGUCAUCAUCAAGAAGUUCGCGUCCGUGCCCGAGCCGGAGUUCCCCGGCCACGUCAUCCUGGAGCAGUACCAGGCCAACGUGGGAGCUGCUCUCAGGCCCGCCUUUUCCCAGGACACCCCGUCGGACAUCGUCGCGAAAGCUUGCCAGGUGUGCAGCACGUGGAUCGGAAGCGGCGUCCUCAGCGACCUCAGCGACCUCCGCCGCGUGCACAAUCUGCUCGUCUCCUCGCUGGACAAAGUCCAGGCGGGCCGGGGCUCGAGCAGCCAGCUGUACCGCGAGAGCGCCACCACCAUGGAGAGGCUGGCCGUGCUGAAGGCCUGGGCAGAGGUCUACGUGGUCGCCAUGAACACGAAGAAGGAAGCGGAGUCCAGGCCGCGAAGGGCCCCGCGGGGCGCCGAGGAGGACGAGGCGGACGAGGGGGCCCGGGACGAGCUGCCGCCCGACAGCCUGGUGACGCUGGUGCAGCCGGAGCUGCCCACGCUGAGCCGCCUCUGGCUGGCCGCACUCCGGGACUAUGCGCUGCUCUCGCUGCCCGCCGAGUUCGCCAGCCAGCUGCCCGCUGACGGAGGAGCGUUCUACACCCCCGAGACCAUCGACACGGCGCGGCUCCACUACCGCGACUCCUGGGCGCCCAUCCUGCACGCCGUGGCUCUCUGGCUGAACAGCACCGGCUUCUCCUGCAUGGACGAGGCGGCGGCCACGGCGGGGUCGCAGAAACGCCCGCCCCCGGGAGCGGGGCCCCCCGGCAAGCCUCUGGCGGACAUCAACAAGGACCGGAUGCACCUGAUCCUCGGCGUGAGCAUUCAGUUCCUCUGUUCCCCGAGACCCGAGGAGCCCGUGGAGCACGUCACCGCCUGCCUGCAGGCCUUGCACACGCUGCUCGAGGCCCCCUACGCGCGCGCCCACAUCGCCGAAGACCAGCUCAUCGGCGUGGAGCUGCUGAGUGCCCUGCACCGCCUCCUGCUCACCUGGAACCCGCCGUCGGUGCAGCUGCUGGUGACGGCCGUGGCACAGCAGAUCGUCAGGGCCGCACAGGACCACUGGCAGGAGCGGCGGAGUGCGCUAAGUGAGGACGACCCAGACGCCGCCUCGCUCGGGGAGGGCGGGGACAGCGGGGGCCUCGUGCCCGGCAAGUCCCUCGUGUUCGCCACCAUGGAGCUGCUCAUGUUCCUCCUCGUGCGGCACCUGCCGCAGCUCAGCGCCAAGACGUCCCCGAGCCGCGCGGGCACCAGGGCCCAGCUGUCGGAGGAGAGCGCCCGCCUGGUGGCCGCCACCGUCGCCAUCCUCUCGGACCUGCCGUCCCUCUGCUCGCCGGCUGGGUGCCUGACGAUCCUGCCCACGAUUCUGUUCCUCCUGGCGAGGACCCUGAAGGACACCGCCGUGAAGUCUGCGGAGAACCAGGUGCCCCUGCCGGUCACGGCGGCCCUGCAGGGCCUCAAGAGCAUCGUCACGCUCUCGCUGGCCAGGACCGAGGACACGCGGAGGCAGUGGACGGCGCUGAUCCGGAGCACCCUCGCCUGCAUCCUGGAGAACCCACAGCCAGAGGACUCCGUGUCUGCCCCCGACGAGGUCAGCAUGCUCACGGCCAUCGCCCUGUUCCUGUGGUCAGCGGGCAGCGAGGUGAUCGGAGUCCCGAGCCUGCAGGCUGGCUGCAUGAGCAGAUUCAAAAACGCGCUCAACUCCUGUGACCCGUGGGUCCAGGCCAAGUGCUUCCAGCUCCUGCCCUCCGUCUUCCAGCACUCCAACCGCGCCCUCUCGACCCCCUACAUCCACUCCCUGGCGCCCAUCGUGGUGGAGAAGCUCAAGGCCGUGGAGAGGAACAGACCGGCCAGCCACACCGAGCUCCUGGCUGUUCAGGAAGGAAUCAAAGUUCUGGAAACGUUGGUCGCUCUGGGCGAGGAGCAGAACCGGGUCCAGCUCCUCGCGCUCCUGGUCCCCACGCUGAUCUCGUACCUGCUGGACGAAGGGGCCUUCGCGGCGGCCGGCGCGGCUUCCCGGGAGCUCCACGAGUUUGCGCUGCAGAACCUGAUGCGCAUCGGGCCCCUCUACCCGCACGCCUUCAAGGCCGUCGUGGGGGCCGCGCCCGACCUCAAGUCGCGCCUGGAGACCGCCGUGCGGGCCAGCCAGGCCAGCCAGGCCAAGGCGGCCGCCCGCCAACCCGCCCCGACCAUCCACUCCGCGCCGACCAUCAAGCUGAAGACCAGUUUCUUCUGACGCGCCGCCCCGGGCCG
This is a messenger RNA of Sorex fumeus (smoky shrew), 6305 nucleotides long. It is a transcript of the gene HEATR5B, whose product is annotated as HEAT repeat containing 5B. Gene Ontology annotation, biological process: retrograde transport, endosome to Golgi; intracellular protein localization; endocytosis. The transcript has 37 exons. Gene Ontology annotation, cellular component: membrane; Golgi apparatus; endocytic vesicle. The coding region runs from base 118 to 6288 and encodes 2056 amino acids. Lineage: Eukaryota; Metazoa; Chordata; Mammalia; Eulipotyphla; Soricidae. The record is from RefSeq and is a predicted model, not a curated record.